Diospyros lotus (date-plum) is the source of this 891-nucleotide messenger RNA. Its product is annotated as arabinogalactan protein 41-like. Lineage: Eukaryota; Viridiplantae; Streptophyta; Magnoliopsida; Ericales; Ebenaceae. The coding region runs from base 403 to 594 and encodes 63 amino acids. The transcript is spliced from 2 exons. The record is from RefSeq and is a predicted model, not a curated record.
UGGAUAAGCUUGAACCAGGAAGGCUCAAAAAUGGCGGAAUCUGUGCUGGCAACAGCUUUCAGGAACCAGAUUUUCCAGAGUGUCAGCCACCAAAGCGAAGCAGAGAAUCAACGGUCACAUGGGAUCGGUCCCCCAAAAUUAGCGGAUGGGCCAUAUAUUCUCUGUGUGGCUUUCCCGUCUUCUUCUCCCAAUCAAUCUUCAGAAUCUCUCUUCAUCGCUAUAUAAGUACAUAUACACGCACACACGUCGUUCACCUCCGAGACUCGGCUCCGAUUCUUUUGCACGUUCUUGCGGGCAAGUUGAUUUCUCCUCUCCUCUCUCUCUGCUUUUUUAUCUCUCCUGUUAACCCUAACGCCGAUUGGAGAGAGAAGAAGGUGGAGAGAGAUUAAUUUACAGAGGAAAAUGGAGGUUACUAGGGCUUCACUGCUGGCGGUGGCCAUGCUCGCUCUCAUCUUCACAGUCUUUUUCCCGGCCGCUGCCGCUCAAUCUGCCGCUCCGGCUCCCGCUCCGACCAGCGACGGAACAACCAUAGACCAAGGGGUAGCGUGCGUUUUGAUGCUGGUUGCUUUGGCGCUGACAUACCUGAUUCACUGACCUUGCCGAUGCGCAAUUGUCAUUGAUUCAUUGUUUGCCCCUCGGUUUUCUUCAAGAUUUAUGAUCAAAACUUAAGAGACAGAGAGAGAAGACGAGAGAAAAAAAAAAGAAAAGAAGAUUGUGUUCGUCAAUUGGAGUAAUUCUUUUCAUUAGAAAGAGGGGAUGAAUGUUCUUAUUUGUUUCUUUGUUUAUAUUUUGGUAGAUGGGAUUGGGGGUUUAUUGGAUUAAGUUGUAAAGUGUACAUUUGGAUGUUUUUCUCGUGAUAAUGCUUAUCUUUCCAAAUGGAUUCUCUCUCUA